AUGGAGACUAGCCCAGCCAGGCCAGGGCAGGGCAUAGCAGGCCAUUCCAACACAGGCCAGGGCAGGGCAGGCCAUUCUAACACAGGCCAGGGCAGUGAAGACCUGAGCAGUUCGGACCAAAGCAGUCUCACAUCCCUUGACUCCGCCUGUCUCGACUUUUGCAUUGAGCUGUUAAACCACCGAACUAAGGUCGAGGACUAUGAGAGCGCGCUUAUCUGCGCUAGCGCGGUGCUUGGACGUGGAGAGGCAGGCUGGGGUACUGCCCAGAGCUAUCCCCCAAUAUUAUCUAAAGUGAUUAAGAUUGCCCGGUUUAUGGUGGUCCAUAAAGCAUUAAAACUAGACCCAACGGCCGAGAAGAUGAUCCACCAACUAGCUACGCAUCAGAUGGCUGGCGAAUGGGAUACAGAGAGUCCGUUAGAUUCGCCUGAUUUCACGUUUCUAACGCAAACAACGGACGAUUCGUUUUACAACUUUGACAGUGGCCUAGAUCAGGGCACACCUCCGUCAUCGCACUUUAUUCAGUUUAGCCAGGGCCCACACACAGGGCCACAGGGAGCCAACGAUCAUUCCGGGAGUGGGUGA
Molecule: messenger RNA, 582 nt
Organism: Penicillium soppii
Lineage: Eukaryota; Fungi; Ascomycota; Eurotiomycetes; Eurotiales; Aspergillaceae
Exons: 2
Coding region: 1-582 (193 amino acids)
Source: RefSeq, a predicted model, not a curated record